CGGCAGGAGUAAUGUUGAGAACGCGUACCAAAGUGGGUAACAAAUGUUAAUAGCGAUCCUUGAAACAGCAUCCCAAGCGUCAUAGAUUAAGCUUACACGACUGAAAAAUCAAAUAUCUGUGAUAUUCGGUAAGCAUAUAAAAAAUCGGUAGGAAUACAGAUAAAUCGGUAUUUCUGGUCACUCUGGGCCCCAGAGCAAUCCGUGCUGUCAAAGCAGCAGCUGGCUGUCAAACCCUGCCCGACCAGCGGGGAACUGGAUCAAUCGCCAGUUAUCUAUGUAUCUUGGUGCAAGUGAAGAAAAACACAGCGAGCAGCUCUUUGCUUCUAGGAUAAAAUAUCCCGCGUCAAAGUUUGCGAUAGCCAAAAACCCAACUCUCCCGUGCACGAUAAACGCACGAUUUCGUAAUCGUGAUUCCGCGGCCAGGUCAGCUAGCAGCGUGCGGCUAUCGUGUGCGUUUUGUGCAAAAGUGUUCCCGCUGCUCGUUCGCUCGCCCUCUCUCUCUCUCUCUCGCUCUUGCCUCCUGCGCUCCGGUGUGUUCCCCGGUGUUGCGUUUGUUUUUCUUCUCCCCCGUGCACCGUGCUUCUUCGCGUGGUGCAUUUUUCUACCACUCUGUUGCUUUCCAACAACACCCCUGCAGCACUGGUCCCAAAUGGUGUGCUUGUGGUGGGUGCACGGGUGGUAAAGUCCGGGGAGUAGCAACGGAAGCAACGGAUCAGAAAAAAUCGGAACCUUUCGCGUGCGUGAGUGUGUGUUUGAUGCUGAUUCGCGUCCUGUUUUCUGUGUGAUCCGCCGUGGAUGCACCGGGCACCAUCGUCACUGCUCCUAUGAAGACAUUUUUCUUUCAUUAACCAGUAAGAAAAGUUCGUCCAAGGGCGGCAAGCACAAGAAGAGCCGCAAGGGCAAGAAACCGGGCCUGGCGGUUGCACAGCCAUUGCCGGCACCACCGUCCGUCACUGCAGCUGUUCCACCUUCACCACCCGCAGCACUUUCCUCUGCACCUUUCGCACGCGCAUCGGCAUCGCCGCCAAACGCGUCAUUAGCCGCCACUUCGACACCGACGCCUCGGACGUCACCAGCGCCUGCAGCGGCAAGUGUCACGUCUCCGGGGCGGACGAUGAGUACAGUGGCCGUUGCUGCCCAGCAGCAUACCACUGAAAGCCGCACGCACAGCCUCGCCAACCUAGCCGAGCAGCAGCAGCAGCAGCAGCAGCAACAGUCCACCAUUGGAAGCGCGUUUUCGGCAGAAAACGGACACUCUCCCGCUAUGCCAUGUGCGCCCUGCCCGAGCAGCCAAGCAGCAGGCGUGCGGUCAGCAGUUUCACCGGAAUCGUCAGUUCCUUCAGGCUGUGACGGCGGGGGUGGAGCGGACACUGGCAGCAACAGCAACAGCAGUAGUAGUAGCAGUAGUAGUAGUGGAAACGCCAUGGCAAACGGCCAAACAGACACAAGCGCUCCAUCGGGGGGCGGAGGAGGAGCUGAUGGACAGCAGCAGCAGCAGAUGCAGCAACAGCAAGGCGACUCCUCACAGCAGCAGCAGGAUCAACCACCCAUUUCCGGCCCCCGCCCGGCAUCCGGCGGUCGACAGCAACGGAUUGCUGGUGGAAAAGGCAAGCAUUUAACCCGCAGUCACGCGAUGCGUGAGUCAACCUCGCCGCCCCGAACACCGACGCCGCGAUCACCAUCCGAUACGCACACCAGCAGCAGCAGCAGCAGCAAUCCAAUCAGCGGUGGCGGCGGCGGCGGCGGCAGUACGGGUGGUACGAUCAACACGACCACUGUCAGCCCUACCACCACAACCACCAACGCAGUUGCGACCAGUAGCAGCAGUACCAGCGGCAACAACAACAACAACAACAUUGGCACCCUCUGCAAUGGUCCCCAGAGUCAGCCCGAGCGAGGAAACGGCGCUUCAGCAUCGGCAUCCACCAUGAUGAGCGACACCGAUUCGCUCGCCAAACACAACAGCUCCGGACCGGGUGGAGGUGGUGGAGGAGUAGGAGGUGGAGGAGGCAGCAGUGGCAACGGUUCGCCGAACAUUGUCCUGUUUACCGGUGGGGAGGAGCAGCGCAGCACCAGUGGCAAAAGUCAGCUGGACCUAGACUUCCCGAAGCUGACACCGCCGAAGACGUCCUUUAACCCGAACGCCGGCAGCAACGGUAGCAAUCAGCAUCACCCGAAAAGCAAUGGCAGCGUGAAAAACAAUGGCGGCGGCAAAGCGAACGGUGCCGCUGCGGUGUGCGAGACGGACAAAUCGACGGCAACUAGCACCGGCACUACGAAGCAGCAGUCUGCGGCGCCGACUGUCGUCAGCACGGUAGGUUCACCGACGCAGCCCGGUGGCAGUAGCAUAGACACACCGGACGGUGGGGGAGCGGGCCGUGGCGGAGGUAUGCCGGUGGGUCCGACCAAUCCGUCCAACCACAACCAUCUCGUGUCUGGCGAGCAGGCGAUGGGCGGCGAACCGACGACGGCGUCCUCGGACAGGCAGCAACACUCGCCGGCAACGUCACCGGCAAACAGCAGCAGCAACUAUUGUGAUAGCGAUGGCCGCCACGGUCCGUACCAGCACCAGCAGCAGCGGGAGGUGAACUUCAGCAGCAGCCAGGACGGUGCCGCCACCGACGGUCCGAUCAAUAUACAGUUUUCGCACGAAACGGAAACGCGCUACAUACAGUGCGACAGUCCGACCGAUGGCCUUAUGCGAAGUGGCGGUGUGGUGGCGGGCACUGGCCCAACGGCGACGCCGCCGAGCGGUGGCAAGAAACGCAGCGGCGCCUCCGGCAAGGGUGGCAAUAAGGCGGCCCGGCUGAAGAACCUAAGCGGUGGCUCCUCGUCCAGCGUCGAUGGCGGUGGCGGUGGCCUCGGCGGCGGCGGCGGCAUGGCCUCGUUCAUGUCGCGCGACAGCCUGUGCGACCCGUUCACCGACCAGAGCGGCGUGAAUUUGCUGCAGUUCUUCAAGGAAACGCUGAACAAAAACUUCAAGGAUCGCAACAUGCUGAUGAAGAUCGAGAAGGAGCUGCUGUCGCUCGCGAUGGACCGGAGCCGCAGCCAGAUGAAGUUUCCGCCCAUGUCUUCCUACAACCGGAUGCUGAUCCACCGGGUCGCGGCGUACUUCGGCAUGGAGCACAACGUGGACGCGACGCAGCAGUGCGUGAUUGCGGAGGUGACGCCGGCCACCCGCAUCCCGGACAUACGGUUCAAGAAUCUCAUCUCGGACAGCUUCUCGGAGGAGCCGCGCAAGUCGAUCCUGAAGCGGGACACGCACAGCUUCGACGAGUACCACCGGUUUGGCGGUGGCGGCGGGGGAGAUGGAGGAGGAGGCGGCGGAGGAGGCGGGGGUGGCAGGGGUGGUGGUAGCGGGUUGCUGCACUGUCCCGACCGGGGCAUGCUCGACCGGAAGGCGAAAAGCUUCGAGGAGCGGGACGAAGAGUACGACAAGUCGAAGCGGAGGCUGUUCAAAAACCGUGAGGACUUUCAGCAUGAUUCCGAGUCCGAUCAGUGGCAGUGGAUAUCGACCGAUGGUGUUGGUGUUGCUGGUGGUGGCGGCGGCGGCCCGACGCUGAUUGACGUCCAUGCUGUCCGGCACCAGCAGAAACUGCAGAACAAUCGCUUGCUGAAAGUACAAUCCGUGUCAAUUGAGGGACGAUCGGACGAGCGGCCUUGCGUUUCGAAAUCGCACAGCUUCGGUGGUUAUGGCGGAUCGUCGCAGAAUGCAUCGCUGCUGCGGGGCGAUUCGAUAACGUCGACCAAAAGUGCCGGUGCCCGGCUGUUCACGAAGCAGGACUCUAACGCCAGCACCAACACGCCCUGGAGGCUGUCGCCGUCGAGCAGUGGGUCGUACCUUACUUCCAGUUACAAAACGCAAUCGAUCCGCUCGGACUCGGUAACACCGUCCCCGACCGGCUACGGCAGCGGCGACCACACACCGGAACCGUGCGUACCAUCCCCGUCGGCCACGUGCGGCGUGAUGUGGGCCGUAACCGAUAUGGCAAGCGUGCCCAAGGGCAGCGUACUGAUUGAUCCGCAAACGUUCCAGCCAAUCGUAAACCAGGACGGCUCGCUGUACCAUUUCGAUCCCUCCAAUCUGCCUCCGACGGCGACGGGUGGUGGUCCCUGGCCAGCUGCGGGCGGCGGCAAAGUGUCGAAGCGAAAGUUUGAGAAGCAGAAAUCAUUCAACAGUAAGAACAAUCUCAACAGCAGCAGCUCGCUUGAAAGCUCGAUCGACGGGCCGGUGCUCGGUAAGUCGGUCGACUGCGGGCUGCAGACGGCGAUCCCUGCCGACAAUGGGUCGGGGGCCGUCACGACCAUUAUGACGAUGACGGCGUCACCACCGACCACCAUCGCGGAGGAGGUGGUCAACGAGCUCGGUUGCUACGAUGCGGUUGGUGGUGGCACCGGUGGCGGCGGCCUAAAGUUGCUGAGCGUUAAGGAUAAUCCCGAUAUGGAUGAAAAUUCAAGCCUCUGCGAAGAGAUCUCACAAACCACAAACGAGCUUGGCGCGCUGAAGUUGCAGAAACAUCAAGCCACCAGUCCCAUGCUGCAGGCCAGCGAACUGCAGCCAAUCGAUAUGAACGAAAUUCAGUACGGUACUAACCCGAGUGACAGUGGAAGCCUGGUGCAUACUGCCAACACUACAACGCUGCUGGACGAGGACCGAUCGCUGAUCGACGAGGUGGCGGAAACGACCGGCGACGAACCGGAUGAUCUCGGCGACACGCUGGACGCGCUCGGUAAAACCGACCCGACCGGCCACAACAACAACAACAAUAAUCCGGCUCUGGGUGCUGCUGUACAAUUGUUGCACGUACACGAUCCUGUCAGUAGUAGCAGCACGCUAGACGCCGCCGACGAUGACGAUGACGAGGACGACGACGAGGAUCGCAGCGAAACGCCAACCGACGGUGGGCAGGAGGAGGUGGACAAGAAGAACGACAUGGUGAAGGUGGCGAACGUGGUCCAAACGGUGGUGCCGCUAACGAGCUACGCCAGUGCCAGCGCUACACCGAACGGCGGUGGGAGUGCGGGUGUCAGUGCGUACACCGUCACGUACGACGGUGGUGGUAGUGGCCAUCCGGGUACUACCGUGUAUGCGACCGGCACACCGGGCCUGUCAACGACGACAUAUCAGACUGCGCCGGACGGUGCCAUCUACGCGGUACCAUCGUCGCUGGUCUACACAUAUCCCACGGCAAUGGAUCCGGCCGAAAUGUCCGGCGGGUACUUUGUGCCGGUGUACGAUCCGCAGCAGCAGCAGCGCGAAGCAAGCCUCUGUUCGACGCCGGGCGCGUCGAUCUAUUCGGCCCCGGCCGGUGCCGCCUCGACCGUGCUGCAUCCGAUCGCGUACACGCAGAGUGCGGCAGCGGCCGCAGCGUACACCGGUGCGCCACUGUACCAGAACCCGGUCAUGUACUCGUCCGACCAGUUCCCGGCGGCCCAGGCCGCGGCAGCGGCCGCAGCAGCCGGCCAGCUUUCGCAGUAUCCCAUUAGCUAUCCGAUCGGUAUAGGAUACCCGUUCAAUGGUGCUACGUACCAAAACUACUGGAAUCAGCCAAUCACUUACUACGUUCCUCAGACGCCCGUCCCGUCGACGGUUGGUGGUGCGUCCAUACUCAUGCCGCCGCCGAUGCCGCAAACGCCCGGCACCGGGGGCAUCAUCACGACCACGGCCACCGUACCGACGAACACGCCCGGCCCGUCCGGGGCACCGAUGGCGGGCAAGCGCAACACGACACCGCCCCAGAACGGUGGGCACGGCCAGUCGCAGGGCGGCGCCACGCACAGUGCCUCGGUAACGCCCGUGCCGAUCUCACCGUUCGCCACGAAUAUUCCCGUACCACUGCCCGACACCACGUCGGCGGCGGCGACCGGAGCCCCGAUGUACGCCGCCUUCCCGCAGCCCCUGUACCCGAACAUGCUUCCAUUCGCCAGCCCGAUGGCGACCCAUCCCCAUCCGGCUGCGGCCCCCGCCGGCACACUGGUACCCACUGCCGCAUCAUUCCAUCCGCACCCGGUACCGACCGGUGCACCGCAGCACCAUCCCAGCGCUCACCAUCCGGCGGCCGCCGCUUCCGGCCCGCACGCCGACUCGUCCGCCAGCAGCGGAGGGCAGCACCAUCCAGCAGCACACUACCACCAUCAUCACCAGCAGCAGCAGCAGGGGCAGCAGGGAGGCAGUGGCCACUAUUCCAGCACGAACGGACCGUCGAAUGGAGGCGGUGGCGGCAACAGCAGUAGCAGUAGCAGCAGUAGCAACAGCAGUCACAGCGGUGGCAACCACAGCAACAACAGUGCCACAAACGCACCCACACCCCAGUCGACGCCGAGCACACCGCUCUCGCUGCCCCUGUCGAUGCCGCCCCAUCACGGCGGUGUGCCGGCCGGUGCAACGCCCAAAGGUAUGCCGCUCUUUCCAACGCCCCCGAUCAUGCCGAAUGUAGCGGGCGGCGGAGGAUACGCGGGGCAUCACCAUUACGCGUCGUCGGACGACCGGAAGCCGGGCAACGGGGGAGGCUACAAGCCGAGAGGCCAGGCGGCGGCGGCGGCGGCGGCCGGUUCCAACGGGGGGCCAACCGGUGGCAGCUACUUCAACUACAACGCAUCGUCCAACGGACGGCAGAUGACACCGAACAGCACGGGCGGCGGAGGCAACUAUCAGCCGCAGGGAGGCAUGAAGGGUGGCUACGCACAGAACAAUACAGGGAACAAUAACCAGAACCAGAACGGGCCGCUAAUCCUGGGGCCGCCGCCGUCGGGCAAACUGAACCGCCACGAUGGCUCGGGCCAGCCGAACGCCGUGCCACCGGCGAACGGCAACUCCUCGAACAACAACAAACCGCCGCUGAUACCGACGCUACCGAGCAUGGUGGUGCCGGGGGCGACCGCACCGAACGCCGCCGGUCUGGCGGGCGAUAAAGCACGCCUCAAUCGCUCCUCGAAACCGCCCAACCUGGACCUGAAGCGGAGCUACAACAGCAACAGCUACGGUGGGGUGAACAGCCGCAACACGCCCAGCACGAACUCGAACGAGAGCAACGGCUCACCGAACAGUAUUACGUCUUCUUCCGUGCACGAGCACGGUGCGGCCCAGUCGCACCAUCCGAUGGUGCCGCACCACGCGCACCAUCACGCCGGCGGACACGGCGGAGCCGGCAACCAUCCGACGACACCGACGUCUCACCAUCACGCGGGCAGCCAUCCGGUGGUGUCGGCGGGCGGCGGGCAGCAGCAACCUGCCCAGCAGCACGGUGGACUGCACCACCACCAUCAUCCGGGACAUCCGGCGGGGCCGCACGGGCAGCAUCAUCCGCAUCACGGUGGUGGUGGCGGCCAGUCGAUGGCACACGGUGUGCCGCAACAAGCGCAGCACGGUGGUCCGGGCGGUGGAGGGGGCGCAACACACUAUUACCACGCGGGUGGAGGACAGUCGAUGGCACAGGCUGGUGGUGGUGGGCAGGUGGGCCACUCUGGCCAAUCGUCCUACUACGCGAGCAACGGUCCGUCGCACCGAGGUGGCAGCGUGGGAAGCAACGGGGGCGGUAAUGGAGCGGCCGGUUCUGGGUCGGGCGGAAAUGGAGGUGGCCACGGAGCGGGACAUCCGCACGCGAUGCCGGCCGCCGCCGUAAUGCACAACUCAGCGGUUGCGGCGGCGGCGGCGGCUGCAGCCGCUGUCGAACCGUACCAUCAGCAGCUGAUCCCGAUCAAUGCGGCGACCGGAAUGUCGUACGUCAAAAUCGGACAGGCGUAUUAUCCAUCGCUAACAUUGCCACAAAGCCGCCGAUCGCCUCCUAAUGAAAUACGUCCAAUUGCCGGGGUCUAUCCGACGAUGAAUAUGGUGAUGCCGGCAUCUCGACAAUUCACACCACGACCACAGCACAGCAGCAGCUACAGCAAUGCCAAGGUGAAUAAAUCGCUUCGAUAAGAGGAAGGAAAAGAACAAACACACACACACACGCAAUGCAUCGGGAAGCAGAAAUUGGUGCGUAUUCAUAUACAUUACUAUAAAUCCGACACGUCGUAGUAAACAGCAGAGUACGGCGCAGUGUGUGUGCGUGUGCAGUAGGACAAAUACGCAAGCUUAGAAACCAACCAUACCAGAAGGUAAAGCAUAUACUUUUAGAAAGAAAGAGAGAAAGGUAGAGAGAGGGGGUAUAAUGUGAUCAGUGCUGAUCUGAGAUCGGCUACGAAAAUGCAACAACUAUAGUUACUUCACCGGCUAGCAUACCUACUAACCUCGCACCCACCCUCCCAGGCAGAGAGCUAUCGUGUUUCGUGUUCUUGGAGUGUGGGGUGAGGUACGUGAGGUUGUUAUAACGAAUUGGAGGCAGCAAACGACUAAUAGAAGAGAACAUUAGAAAGACACAAACAAACAAACAGACAAACAAACAAACAAGUUAAUCACUAAGAGCGGAAGCGUGACAAUGUAUAUGAAUGAGACAUUUAUUUAGGAAAGGAAACAUAUUAAGGAAUACGCACCACUUCCCGCAACCUAACCCUCUCUUAUCCUUUUCAAGACAUGUUACUUUACGAGACGGAAAGUAGAGCAAGCCUGAGAGAGAGGCGAGAGAAAGUGUUAAUGAUGAUGGUACGUUUUAGAACGUAACAGGCUCGGAUGAGCUACAGUUUGCAACAGUAUAAAUAUCUUAGUUUGCUGAUCUUUAACACAAUCAAUCGUGUGUAUCGGACAGGCUCGUUAACUAUCAGAAGAAGUGCAAGAAGAAGGAAAAGAAAGCGCGAAAUCGAAACUACAGGCAGGACCAACAAAACUGUUCAAAAGGUGCAAACAAAAGUGGGAACGGAACGUCAUAGUGACUAAAGGUAUCACAGCAGGAUGUGAUAAGUAUGCAAACAGCGUGCAAAGUGUUGCGAUAAAAAAGCGCAAACAAGCUAUAGGUAUCGAUCUAAUCAGUUGGAAGAGUAAUCCAAUAACGAGAGCAUCACUCUUUAGUAAUAGGAUGAGAGGAAACGCGCUAUGUUAACUAUAAAGAAGUGUUUAAAGAAGAUAGCGGGAAGCAUCGAUGGCUAUGAAUAAGAAUCGCGGACAGAACGAGUGUGAAUAAUGAGUGCAAACGAUCGAAUAGUGUUUGAACAAUAAAGAAAGAGUAUGAUCAGCAUGAACAAGGAAUGAAUGUAUGCAUGUUAAGGAGUGAGCGUGUGUGUGUGGCGUGUGGUUGGUAUGCGCAUGGAUAAACAGUCGUUACGUUGAAAUAAGUUCUAGUGGAGGCGCAAACUGUAGUACGAACAGAGCAGCAAAAAAAAAAAAAAGAAAUACAACAUAACAGCAAUAAAAAGCUACACAUAGGACCACCCAUUUUAUGCUGAAGAUGAAGGGAAGGAUAAAAAAACAGAGAGAUAUAUUCCAUGUGAAAAGAUUUCAACAAAAAUGCUAUACAGUGAAAAGCAAAAAGGGAAAAAUGCCACGCACACACAGACUCACACACUAACUACUCUGCAACACCGAGAAACUAACCAAAUUUGCGCCAAAGCUGUUGUUGUGUGAUGAAACCCAGAAUUCAGUUACUGCUUCUUAGAAAUGUGUGAUCGAUAACCAAAAACAAAACAAAAUACAUACUAAUACUAAUAAUGUUAAAUACAAAGGCAUACCGGAACUCCGAAGAGCGGUGCUGUGGUGCGACGAGGUGAAAGAAUGUAGAGAGAACGAAUACCCGUGUUGCCGGAUUAUCAGUUGCCAUGAAGUAGUAAGUGCAAAACUUAUAUAAAAUUAGCGGAACGUAAACAAACGUAAAGCGUAAAGUUAGAUGGAAACGGAAAUGCAUUAUUUACUUGCCAACGAACUUAUCACGAACUGUAACAAAGAAGGAAAACAACAACAACAACAAAACACAAACAGACAGCAGACGACAGCAUUCUUAAUAGCAAACAAUCAGUAAAGUCGAUCAAUUAUAUUUAAACAAAAACUCAACCACAGCAAACACACAUACUAAUCUAAACCGCGCAAUGGUUCAAUAGCAUAGACCGUGCAUUAGAAACGAUUAAAACCCCUAUGUAGAACGAACGAGAGAGAGAGAGAGAGAGAGAGAGAGAGAGAGAGAGAGAGAGAGAGAGAGAGAGAGAGAGAGAGAGAGAGAGAGAGAGAGAGAGAGAGAGAGAGAGAGAGAGAGAGAGAGUGCA
This is a messenger RNA of Anopheles coluzzii, 10128 nucleotides long. It is a transcript of the gene enc, whose product is annotated as protein encore. Lineage: Eukaryota; Metazoa; Arthropoda; Insecta; Diptera; Culicidae. The transcript is spliced from 13 exons. The coding region runs from base 1115 to 7918 and encodes 2267 amino acids. The record is from RefSeq and is a predicted model, not a curated record. Gene Ontology annotation, molecular function: nucleic acid binding.